AUGUCAGGCUUGGCGCUAACAGACCACACCUUCUCAGUGCCAUUGGACUAUGCCGAUGAGGCCAAAGGUACCAUCGACAUCUACGUCCGAGAGGUGGUGGCCUACAGCCGCAACAAACACCAGCUGCCCUACCUGCUCUUCCUGCAAGGGGGCCCUGGGUUUGAGGCGCCGCGGCCGACAGAGGCGAGCGCGUGGCUGAAGGCGGCGGUGCAGCACUUCAGGGUGAUCAUGUUGGACCAGCGCGGCACCGGCCGUUCCAGCGCCAUCACUACACAGUCUCUAUCGCGCGUCGGCGACUCCCGCGCGCAGGCCGAGUACUUGGCGCACUUCAGGGCGGACAACAUAGUGAGGGAUGCUGAGGCGGUGCGCAUGGCAAUGGUGCCCCCCGACGCGCCAGGUGGCGGCCGCUGGACGCUCCUGGGGCAGUCAUUUGGCGGCUUCUGCGCGGUGAGGUAUCUGAGCGCUGCUCCUGAGGGGAUCACAGAGGUGCUGCUGACGGGAGGACUGCCCCCCGGUGUGGGGGACCCCAAGGCCACAGAGACCGCCUACAAGAGGCUCUACAGGCGGGUGGUGGGCCAGAACCAGAAAUACUACCAGAGGUUCCCGGAUGACGUGGAGGCAGUGCAGAGGAUAGUCACGCACCUGAUCAAGCAGCCGGAAGGCGGCGUCAGGACACCUUCGGGAAACUUGCUCACACCGCGCUCCCUCCAGCUGCUGGGGCUGUCAGGCCUGGGGUCGGGUGGCGGCUUUGAGCGGCUGCACUUUCUUCUGGAGAAGGCCUGGGACGGUGAUGAGAUCAGCCUCUCCUUCAUGAAGAGCUUUGAUGGGUGGAUGCCGUGGGAUGCAAAUCCGCUGUACGCGCUGCUGCACGAGUCGAUCUACUGCGAGGGCCGCGCCUCGCGAUGGGCCGCGCACCGCGUGCGCAACUCCGACUUCUCCGCCACCUUUGAUGCCGCAUCAUCCGUCGCCAAUGGCAACCCCGUGCUCUUUACAGGCGAGAUGGUGUUCCCGUGGAUGUUUGAGGACUUUGCUGCGCUGGCCCCGCUGCGAGGCGCGGCCGAGGCGCUGGCCGAGAAAUCCGACUGGCCGCCGCUGUACGACCUCAAAGCUCUGCAGAGCACCACCGCGCCGGUCGCGUCCGCCACGUACUAUGAUGACAUGUAUGUGGACUGCGACAGCGCUCAGGAGACGGCGGCACACAUUCGGGGCAUCCGGCAGUGGGUGACGAACGAGUAUGCACACUCUGGCAUCCGAGACGACGGCGCUCGCAUCUUUGAGCAGCUCCUCGCCAUGGCCCGCGGCAGCAUCCCCCUCUGCUGA
Molecule: messenger RNA, 1320 nt
Organism: Coccomyxa subellipsoidea C-169
Lineage: Eukaryota; Viridiplantae; Chlorophyta; Trebouxiophyceae; Coccomyxaceae
Product: alpha/beta-hydrolase
Exons: 9
Coding region: 1-1320 (439 amino acids)
Biological process (GO): proteolysis
Molecular function (GO): peptidase activity
Source: RefSeq, a predicted model, not a curated record